This is a messenger RNA of Dermacentor silvarum, 576 nucleotides long. RefSeq names its product cytochrome b-c1 complex subunit 6, mitochondrial. The coding region runs from base 151 to 396 and encodes 81 amino acids. Lineage: Eukaryota; Metazoa; Arthropoda; Arachnida; Ixodida; Ixodidae. Gene Ontology annotation, biological process: mitochondrial electron transport, ubiquinol to cytochrome c. The record is from RefSeq and is a predicted model, not a curated record. The transcript has a single exon.
CGCUGAGCCAAUUUCCUCUCGCUUCCAAAGCUGCGCCAUAGACCUCGUUGAAACCCGAGCGUUUCCUCUGUAGCAACUACUACAGUAUCGAAGAAGUCGCUAUAGCCUUUCAAGGACACGGUUCGAGCGUCCUUAUAGCAACAGGAUAUCAUGGACAAAAAGGCGAAGAAGGAAGCGGCCUCCUCCGACGAAGGCCUGGUGGACCCGCUGGACACGCUACGAGCCGAAUGCCGCGCCAAGGACAAGUGCGUCGCCUACAACCAGAAGCUGGACGAGUGCAACGCGCGCGUCCGCAGUCGCUCGCAGACGCUCGAGUCGUGCACCGAGGAACUGUUCGAUUUCCUGCACUGCGUCGACCAUUGUGCCUCCAAGGAUGUCUUCAAGCACCUCAAGUAGCCAGCCUUCCAAUGGUGCGUCGUCUCGGUUCGCUGUGCGCAAGUUUCGCGGACGUCUUCCCGUACGGUGUACGAAGACAGCUCGAGGAACUUUUCCAGGUGACAUAAAUGACCCGCGCCCGGAUUGCAUGCGACGGAAAAGCAACACGGCGCAGCGCUGAAAAAGCAAUAAAGCCACCCC